This is a messenger RNA of Diceros bicornis minor, 1198 nucleotides long. Its product is annotated as olfactory receptor 4N2-like. Gene Ontology annotation, cellular component: membrane. The record is from RefSeq and is a predicted model, not a curated record. Bases 275 to 1198 code for a protein of 307 amino acids. Lineage: Eukaryota; Metazoa; Chordata; Mammalia; Perissodactyla; Rhinocerotidae. Gene Ontology annotation, biological process: G protein-coupled receptor signaling pathway. The transcript has a single exon. Gene Ontology annotation, molecular function: olfactory receptor activity; G protein-coupled receptor activity.
CUUAAAGUGGAGAGCAGUCCUACAGAAACACAUGGUUGAACGGGAAUAUGAGAGUGGUUUUGAGAACAGGAUAUAUUUGUUUGUUAUUUGCUUUAAAUCUGGAGGAUAGAAAAGUUCAGAGUUUACCCAAGAUACUGGAGAGGGUUGGACAUGUUGUUUUUAGCUGAAGUGAUGGAUAUAUCAAAUAUUUUUAGCUGGAGAAGAACUAGAGUCUAGGUGGAAGAAAUAGUAAUAAUGAUAAAUUCUGCUUCUUGAUACACUCCAGAGAUAGGAGAUGGAGAGUGAGAACAGUACAGUGGUGACAGAAUUCAUCUUCCUUGGUCUGACCCAGUCUCGAGAUAUUCAGCUCCUGGUCUUUGUGCUAGUUUUAAUUUUUUACCUCAUCAUCCUCCCUGGAAAUUUCCUCCUCAUCCUCACCAUCAGAUCAGACCCUGGUCUCACAGCCCCCCUCUACUUCUUUCUGGGCAACUUGGCCUUCCUGGAUGCAUCCUACUCCUUCAUUGUGGCUCCCAGGAUGCUGGUGGACUUCCUCUCUGAGAAGAAGGUGAUCUCCUACAGAGGCUGCAUCACCCAGCUCUUUUUCUUGCACUUCCUUGGAGGAGGGGAGGGCUUACUCCUUGUUGUGAUGGCCUUUGACCGCUACAUGGCCAUCUGUCGUCCUUUGCAUUAUUCAGCUGUCAUGAACCCUAGAGCCUGCUAUGUCUUGCUGUUGGCUCUGUGGCUUGGAGGCUUUGUCCACUCCAUUAUCCAGGUGGCCCUCAUCCUCCACUUGCCCUUCUGUGGCCCAAACCUACUGGAUAACUUCUUCUGUGAUGUGCCUCAGGUCAUCAAGCUGGCCUGCACAGACACCUUUGUGGUGGAGCUCCUGAUGGUCUUCAACAGUGGUCUCAUGACCCUCCUGUGCUUCCUAGGGCUUCUGGCCUCCUAUGCUGUCAUCCUCUGCCGUGUACGUGGGUCCUCCUCAGAGGGGAAGAGCAAGGCCAUGUCCACAUGCACCACCCACAUCAUUGUUAUAUUUCUCAUGUUUGGUCCUGGCAUCUUUAUCUACACUCGCCCCUUCAGAGCCUUCCCAGCUGACAAGUUGGUUUCUCUCUUUCACACUGUGAUUUUUCCAUUGUUGAAUCCUGUGAUUUAUACCCUUCGCAACCAGGAAGUUAAAGCUUCCGUGAGGAGGUUGUUUAAUCAGCACAUAGCCUAA